AUGACGGACUCCAAGUACUUCACCACCACCAAGAAAGGUGAGAUCUUCGAGCUCAAGGCAGAGCUGAACAGUGACAAGAAAGAAAAGAAGAAGGAAGCUGUGAAGAAGGUCAUUGCAUCAAUGACAGUGGGCAAAGAUGUCAGUGCUCUGUUCCCAGAUGUUGUGAAUUGUAUGCAGACGGACAACUUGGAACUGAAAAAGCUGGUCUACCUCUACCUGAUGAACUACGCUAAGAGUCAACCAGACAUGGCCAUCAUGGCUGUGAACACCUUUGUUAAGGACUGUGAAGACCCCAACCCUCUGAUCCGAGCCCUUGCUGUUCGUACAAUGGGCUGCAUCCGGGUAGACAAGAUCACCGAGUAUCUCUGUGAGCCGCUGAGGAAAUGUCUGAAGGACGAAGACCCAUAUGUUAGAAAGACAGCUGCAGUGUGUGUAGCAAAGCUCCAUGACAUCAACGCUCAACUGGUGGAGGACCAAGGCUUUCUGGACACUCUUAAAGACCUCAUCUCUGACUCUAACCCUAUGGUUGUAGCAAAUGCAGUGGCUGCACUGUCGGAGAUCGCAGAGUCCCACCCCAACAGCAACCUAAUGGACCUGAACCCUCAGACCAUGAACAAGUUGCUGACAGCCCUGAAUGAGUGCACAGAGUGGGGCCAGAUAUUUAUCCUUGACUGCCUGGCCAACUACACACCUCGUGAUGAUCGUGAAUCCCAAAGCAUCUGUGAGCGUGUAACUCCCAGACUCUCACAUGCCAACUCUGCAGUGGUGCUGUCAGCAGUGAAGGUAUUAAUGAAGUUCAUGGAAAUGCUGCCAAAAGACCUGGAUUACUACGGCACUCUCCUGAAGAAGUUAGCACCUCCCCUGGUCACCCUGCUCUCUGCUGAGCCUGAGCUCCAAUAUGUGGCUCUGAGAAACAUCAAUCUCAUUGUGCAGAGACGCCCUGAGAUUCUGAAACACGAGAUGAAGGUUUUCUAUGUUAAAUAUAACGAUCCAAUUUAUGUUAAACUGGAGAAGCUGGACAUAAUGAUUCGCCUUGCAUCUCAAGCCAACAUUGCUCAGGUUCUGGCUGAGCUGAAGGAAUACGCCACGGAGGUAGAUGUUGACUUUGUCCGUAAAGCGGUCAGAGCCAUUGGGCGCUGUGCCAUUAAAGUAGAGCAAUCAGCAGAACGUUGUGUCAGCACCCUGUUGGACCUCAUCCAGACCAAGGUCAAUUAUGUGGUGCAGGAGGCCAUCGUGGUCAUCAAGGACAUCUUCCGAAAAUAUCCCAACAAGUAUGAAAGUGUGAUUGCUACUCUGUGUGAAAACCUGGACUCCCUGGAUGAGCCGGAGGCACGUGCUGCCAUGAUCUGGAUCGUGGGAGAGUAUGCUGAGCGCAUUGACAAUGCAGAUGAGCUGCUGGAGAGCUUUCUGGAAGGUUUCCAUGAUGAAAGCACUCAGGUGCAGCUGCAGCUUCUGACAGCCAUCGUCAAGUUGUUCCUUAAGAAGCCAACAGAGACCCAGGAGUUAGUGCAGCAGGUGCUCAGCCUGGCCACACAGGAUUCUGAUAACCCAGACCUCAGGGACCGUGGCUACAUCUACUGGCGUCUGCUGUCCACAGACCCUGUGGCUGCCAAGGAGGUGGUUCUGGCUGAGAAGCCCCUGAUCUCUGAGGAGACGGAUCUGAUUGAGCCCACUCUGCUGGAGGAACUCAUCUGCCACAUCGGUACUCUAGCCUCUGUCUACCACAAACCUCCGAGUGCCUUUGAUUCUGAUAACCCAGACCUCAGGGACCGUGGCUACAUCUACUGGCGUCUGCUGUCCACAGACCCUGUGGCUGCCAAGGAGGUGGUUCUGGCUGAAAAGCCCCUGAUCUCUGAGGAGACGGAUCUGAUCGAGCCCACUCUGCUGGAGGAACUCAUCUGCCACAUCGGUACUCUAGCUUCGGUCUACCACAAGCCUCCGAGUGCCUUUGUGGAGGGCAACCAUGGGGUUCAGCACAAGGGGCUCCCAGGAUCUGCUGGAUCACACCUGUCCACACCCAAACAACCAGCAUCCAACAUCUCCACCAUGGGCAAGACCAAAGAGCUUUCUACGGACAUCAGGGACAAGAUUGUUGACCUGCACAAGGCUGGGAUGGGCUACAAGAGAAUCGGAAAGCAACUUGGAGAGAAAAUAUCAACUGUCGGUGCAGUAAUCAGGAAAUGGAAGAAGCACCACACCACAGCCAACCUCCCUCGAUCUGGGCCUCCACACAAGAUCCUGCCUCGUGGGGUGUCCCUGAUCAUGCGAACGGUGAGGAAUCAUCCCAAAACCACAAGGGGGGAACUGAUGAAUCAACUGAAGGCAGCUGGGACCACAGUUACAAAAGAAACAGUUGCCAAGGGGACGGAACACCUCCAUCGCAUUGAGGGGAGGAUGGACGGGGCCAUGUACUGUGGAAUUCUGGACCAACACUUCCUUCCCUCAGUGAGAGAGCUGAAGAUGGGUCAAGGAUGGGUGUUUCAGCACAACAACGACCCUAAGCACACCGCCAAAGCAACAAAAGAGUGGCUGAAGAAGAAGCACAUCAAGGUUCUGGAGUGGCCUAGCCAGUCUCCAAACCUGAAUCCAAUUGGAAAUCUUUGGAGGGAGCUAAAAAUUCGAGUUGCCAGAUGA
Molecule: messenger RNA, 2634 nt
Organism: Cynoglossus semilaevis (tongue sole)
Lineage: Eukaryota; Metazoa; Chordata; Actinopteri; Pleuronectiformes; Cynoglossidae
Product: AP-1 complex subunit beta-1-like
Exons: 15
Coding region: 1-2634 (877 amino acids)
Biological process (GO): vesicle-mediated transport; intracellular protein transport
Cellular component (GO): membrane coat
Molecular function (GO): protein binding; nucleic acid binding
Source: RefSeq, a predicted model, not a curated record